This is a messenger RNA of Cladophialophora yegresii CBS 114405, 1080 nucleotides long. RefSeq lists its product as uncharacterized. The transcript has a single exon. Gene Ontology annotation, cellular component: mitochondrion. The record is from RefSeq and is a predicted model, not a curated record. Bases 1 to 1080 code for a protein of 359 amino acids. Lineage: Eukaryota; Fungi; Ascomycota; Eurotiomycetes; Chaetothyriales; Herpotrichiellaceae. Gene Ontology annotation, biological process: mitochondrial proton-transporting ATP synthase complex assembly.
AUGUCGUCAACGCUAUCCUUCGCUCUGCGCCGUUCCAUCGGUCUCUUCUCACACCACAACUCGGUUCUCCGCACGCAGAGACGGUUUGCCCGCGUGCAUGACGUCCGCUUCGUUGCGACUCAGAACAAAAAAGAGCAGAUACUUGAUAGGUAUAGGGAGAAGUUGGAACAAAAGGCGAAGUCGGAGGGACAUGAUUCGAUCUCAUCACUGAAGGAAGCGUAUAAGGAUAAGGUUGAGAGUUACAAGAGCGCGAAUCCUGUACCUUUACCGACUGCAGCAAGUCAACCCCAGGCGACGAACCACUCGCCCUUCCAGCAGCCUCCGCCACCACCGCCUGCACCCCAGUCUACAUCUCCGUCACAAGCUGGAAAUGCCCCUGCGACGCAGUCCUCCGGCGCGCCGGGCAUAAGACCUCUUUCCUCAUACCUCGACCUCGGAAAGGUCUCCUCUCUACCAAACAAAGAGGUAGAAUACAUUUGGCGGCUCCGUCAUGCCAACGACCCCUUGUCUCUCUGCGCUGUCAUUCCUCUUGAAAUAUACAACCGUAUCUACCGCACCGCGCGGCGACACCCGCAGUUCGUCCUGCCCCUACCGCGACCUGUGGCUGAGGAUGGAAGCGGCGAUGUGAAACAAGCAGACCAAGGCUUUGAAAGCGGCGCGGCAAGAUCCGCGGCGGACAUCCACUUUUUGCAAUGGGGAUUCCAUCCUCCCGCAGCUACCCGGUCGAACCCAGUCGCCAACACUGCCAACACGCAUACGAGCACUGUGCUAUUCACGCAUUUGGCGGCAUUCAAGGUGCAUGGCACAUAUGCACAGCCACAUACGACCAUUACACACCAUCUUGACCUUGCUGACUCCCACGGCCUAGUCCUGCUGAACGGGUCGGUUGUCAAAGGGCGCGGUGUAAGCGUUGAAGAAGGCCGGUGGCUGUUGAUGUGCCUGCAAAAGUUUUAUGACUAUGAAGGCCAUGGUGGAGGUAUCGGGCGCGAGAAGCGGCAGGGACUGUUGGAGAAAUUCAGCAAGGGCGACCAGGGCUUCGACCUGGAAGAAUUGGUCGACGAAGCUGAAAGAGUCUCGUGA